This is a messenger RNA of Puntigrus tetrazona (Sumatra barb), 638 nucleotides long. RefSeq names its product cell division cycle 26 homolog (gene cdc26). The transcript is spliced from 3 exons. The coding region runs from base 165 to 431 and encodes 88 amino acids. The record is from RefSeq and is a predicted model, not a curated record. NCBI's taxonomy places the organism in Eukaryota, Metazoa, Chordata, Actinopteri, Cypriniformes, Cyprinidae. Gene Ontology annotation, biological process: anaphase-promoting complex-dependent catabolic process; protein K11-linked ubiquitination; regulation of mitotic cell cycle. Gene Ontology annotation, cellular component: anaphase-promoting complex.
GUUUAGCUAAUAUUACAAAACACUUCAAAGUCAGCGUUUUAUUUCUGUUUACUGAAUUACUGCUUUUCGUCCUCUGUUUUGAACGUUUCCCAUGAUCCCCUUCGGAACUUCCUAUGGAGAUAAAGCGUGUGUGAUUGCAACAGCGGCCGGCCGGGGAUGUGAAGAUGCUGCGCAGGAAACCCACGCGUCUGGAGCUGAAGCUGGAUGACACCGAGGAGUUUGAAAGCGUCAAGAAAGAGCUGGAGAGUCGAAAGAAACAGAGGGAUGAGGUGGACGUAGUUGGUGUCGCCACAUCCGGCGAGAUGAGCGGAGCGUCAGGUGGCGCCACAGACGGGAAGACCAGGGAGCAGAUGAUCCACGAGCGCAUCGGUUACAAACCCCACCCAAAACCCAACACCUUACCCUCACUUUUUGGGAACCUUCAGUUUUGACCAUUUGCAAACGUGAAAAAGGACUACAAGACCUUGAGAAUCUGCAUCAAACACAUGCAUAUAUUAUGAUUUAAUAACACCUGACCUGAAAUAGACUGAAAGCACAUGCGUUCUGGGUUUCCUUAACUGUGUGUUUGUGAUUAAGUGAUUAAAAAGGACUAUUUUUCUACUCGAGUAAAUAAAAUCUUGUUAGUUGGAUGUGGAAAA